Rhea pennata is the source of this 7010-nucleotide messenger RNA. RefSeq names its product BTB/POZ domain-containing protein KCTD5-like. Lineage: Eukaryota; Metazoa; Chordata; Aves; Rheiformes; Rheidae. The transcript is spliced from 6 exons. The record is from RefSeq and is a predicted model, not a curated record. Gene Ontology annotation, molecular function: cullin family protein binding. Gene Ontology annotation, biological process: protein homooligomerization; proteasome-mediated ubiquitin-dependent protein catabolic process. Bases 64 to 759 code for a protein of 231 amino acids. Gene Ontology annotation, cellular component: cytoplasm; Cul3-RING ubiquitin ligase complex.
CUUCCGGUGGGAGGUGCGCCCGGGGACCCGUAGUUGCGGCGGACGCUUCCGGCGGCAGGGAGGAUGGCGGCGGAGAACCACUGCGAUUUCCCGGUGCCGCCGAUCGGCGGCCUCAGCCUGGGAGGCCCGGGCGCGCCCUGCCGCCGCUGCAGCUCUGCGCCACCCGCCGGCGCUGUCCCCGGCAAGUGGGUGCGGCUGAACGUGGGGGGCACUUGCUUCCUGACCACUCGGCAGACGCUCUGCAGGGACCCCAAGUCCUUCCUCUUCCGCCUCUGCCAGGCGGACCCCGACCUGGACUCGGACAAGGAUGAAACAGGUGCCUAUUUAAUAGACAGAGAUCCGACCUACUUUGGGCCAGUGCUGAACUAUCUCAGACAUGGGAAACUGGUUAUUAACAAGGACCUAGCUGAGGAAGGUGUACUGGAAGAGGCUGAAUUCUACAACAUCACAUCACUAAUAAAGCUGGUAAAGGACAAAAUAAGAGAAAGAGACAGCAAAAUCUCACAGGUGCCAGUCAAACACGUGUACAGGGUGCUGCAGUGCCAGGAAGAGGAACUCACUCAAAUGGUCUCCACAAUGUCUGAUGGCUGGAAAUUUGAACAGCUGGUUAGUAUUGGUUCUUCCUAUAACUAUGGCAAUGAAGAUCAGGCUGAAUUUCUGUGUGUUGUCUCAAAAGAAUUGCAUAACACUCCCUAUGGCACAACCAGUGAACCCAGUGAAAAAGCAAAGAUUUUGCAAGAAAGAGGUUCCAGAAUGUGAAGAUAGUAUUGAAUGCUGAAGAUUUUUUCUCUUUUAUUCCAAGAUGCAGUGAAUUGUCACAUUGAAGAGGCUUGGCUGCAAAAGAAAAAAAUCUGAUUUAGACAAUUUUCUGUUGAUCUGGGUUCAACCGUUUGCCUAAAAGCUGGUGUAAACUGGCUGGAAGCAUUGCAAGAUUACUUAAUGGGAAUAGAUGAUGUGAGAGUGUGUGUUAAGUUUUGGUUGUAGUGCAUGGUUGUACUCUUUUAUGGGCUGACUGACAUUGGUCAUUUGAAAAGUGACCAUGCACUCAUAUUUUCCUCUGAGACAUGUAGCACUUACGCCUGGUGCUGGAUGACCCAGUGUUGAUCAGUUUGAAGAGUUUUUCUUACUAAUCAUUGUAAAUGUUUAAAGGACAAUGUAACUGGUGCUACACACACGCAUGUGCGUGCGCGCGCACACACACACACACACACACACACACAUUACAGCCCACAAAUGCAAAUUUUGGGGCCUACAUUGUUUUGGAAUCAGUGGCAGCCCCAGGUGACUCUCUUAUACUGCACAUUCCUUAUUGCUCUGUGACAUAUUUUCUCAUGUAAGAACAGCCUAGGAGAUCAACUGAAACUAGCACAUAAAAAGUUACACCAGACAAAUGUUUUUUUCUCAAGGAAGGGUGUAUAUAUUGACUGGGUUUAUGGCAUGUUUUAAUACCCAAAAGGAAGACUAAACUUGGAGAAAAUGUCCUUCAUCUGAGUCAUUCUUGAUGUUCCUUCUGUCAAAAGUGUCCUGCAAAAGUUAUGCUCCAGUCUUAGCCAGAUGUUUGGAAGGGGAAUCAAAAUUCACUUAAAAUGAACAACUGAACAUUUUGUUUCUUUUAAAAUGUUUGUAGUCAAAUGUGUGCUUAUACUUUUAAAAAUGCUUACAAGUGUUGAUCUCUGUGGAUUUUGGUAGAGAUUUUCAAGAGGGCUGGAUGUUGUACAGAAAUAUUACUGGCUAUUCCUAGAUUUUUAUCUCUAUGCUUGGGAUUAAGAUCAACCUUGAGUGUGAACACAAUACCAUCCAAUUAAAAAUCUUAAUUGCUUUGGAUAUUCAGGAUACUUGCAAUCAGUCUAUCUUUCUAUUUAGUUUCAACUAUGCAGUUAAAGAACAUUGAAAACAUCUGGUGCAGCUUUACUAGGUUAUGUCCUUGAUGAAGCUAAUACUCAAGACUGGAGCUUUUUAAAACACUAUGUUUUAAGCAAAAUCUUCAGCACGUCUUUGAAACAUUUAAUGAAAUUGGUAGUAUAAAAUUCUGCUUCAUUGGCAUAUGUAGCUGAAAGUGGCAGAAAAGAGUUUCAAAAAGUUACAAGAUUGUUCAGAAUUCUAUAAAACAUUAAAAUUUUCAUUCUCAAUAAUUUCAGAAUUUAUGCAUAUACUCUAGGUAAUCCUUUACACAAAAACCUGAUUGUCAAGCACCUAGGGUCUGCCUGUUAUUUUUUAACUUACUGUACAUUGAUAAAAGUUGGGCCGAAAUAAUUUGUAAAACAAUUUCUAUAAAGCAGGUUAAGCAAUGGGUUAAAUGUUUUGUCGAUGCAUCUAAUGCUGGAAAACAUUAAUGCGUUUUGCCACUUGGAUGUGGUCUGCACAGGAAGCUGCUGGCCCCUCCACAACACAUAAAAUGUUUGUCUUUUUUUAAGAUGUUAAAACUGAAGUGAAUUUACUAAAAUGUAGUUAAGUAAGGGGAAAUGUUUAUACUUUUAUACUUUUUUAGGCACCCGUAUUUUAGCAGCUUAAAUUUAGCACCCAAAUUUCCCCUAAAUAGUAACAGUAACAGAUAAUCUUGUGUAUUUGCAAAUAAGCAUUAACAGUUGUCUAUGUUAACUGCAUAUUAAAACAUUUCCUGUGCUGCAGUAGUCACCCUGUUUUUAAGCAGUAUGACUCCUUUAUAUUCUCUGGGCUCUCUAGCUCAUGGAAGUGCAGCCAACUGGUUUUCUUGUUCUUUUCUUGUUGUGCUCUAUAGAGUAAUUCAGCAUUGGCCUAAGUGAAUUUUAUGCCUAAAAUAACUAUGUAUAAUAAUCCUUCUGAAUCUGCAUUUGUGUUUUCUGUCUUAUUUAACACAAAAAGACAGAACAUUUUAUUUCAUCAACUAAAAGAAUGAGAGCAGCAAAGCAUGAGUAACAAACUGAGCAAACUGAACAAAUUUAGAAUAUGUAAAAAGAUAUUUCGGCUUUUUUUUUUCUUUUUUUUAGUAUGGCUUUUUCACUGGAAUAUCUUCAUUUUAACAAUGUGCUUUUAUGGUGAGAUUACCUGGAAUCUCGUUUACGUUGUAUCCCCGUUGUAGCAAAUUUGGGGGAAGUAAGGGGUUAAUCAUUUUGCACUUUGUUUCUAAUACCUCACAAAGAUCUUAAGCAAAAAAAGAAAACUUUAAUAGGCAGGUUCCUUGUAAAUGAUUUUAUAUGCUAUUGUAUGAGACCAUCUGAACUAACUACUCUCCUGUUCUUGCUAUUUUCAGUUAAACUUUUUUUUUUGAACGUCUGAGACUUUCAGAUAGCUGAAAGUGCUAUCACAUGCCUUUUUCAAGGCAUUAGAUAUUGAUCCCUAGAGAAAUUUGGUUUCUUUUUAUUUGAAUCUUGUAAUUUCUAAUAAAAUUAACUACAGUAACAAGGUAGUUGUAUUAGAGUUCAAUCUACAUUACCAAGUUUUGUGAACAUUGCUUUUAGUUCGUCAGUAUCUUGCAGGAUGAGGAAAUUUACCAAUAUAAUUUAAACUGGAGUCCUUCGUCUAUUUCUUUUCUAUCAUUUGGGGAAGUGUUUACCACAGGAGAACCGCAUCUAACUAUGUAAAGUUGAUAUGUUCACUAAGAGUAUACUUGAAGAGCUACACUGCAAAAGUCUUUGAUGUGAAAUGUGUUCACCUGGAUUUAUACAGCUUUUCUAUCCUUAAGUCAAAACAGUAUUCCUAAAAUUUAAGAUCCUGAGCACGAAGAAAUCAUAGGAGGAGGAAAUAAAGCAGAAAGGUGGGAUACCACAACAUACAUUUAAUAGAAAUGACCUCCCGUGAAAAUUUAAAUCUGUGGAAGGUUUAACUUUCUACUGUUUUGAUAUUUAAUAAAUAUUCUUCUGUCUAUGUUUGCUGAACUUAUUUGGCAUGUCGUCUAUAGAACAGGAGGCUAAUUUAGUAGAUGAUUAAUGGAUUUUCAGUGAAAAUCUUUAAGGACUUUUUACGUGACAACAUUUUGUAAACUUGUUUAAAAAGUGUAAAGUUCAAAUUUACCAUAGCAAUUUCUUGCUUUAAGUUAGGAAACAGGUAGUCUUGUUGGCUUAAUUUAGGUCAGAGGAUAAUGUUCGGUAUUGGGGAUGAUUGAUUUGUAAAUCAAAUGCUUUUGGCUUUCUUGAAGCAGCAAUUAAAUUGGAGUUUAUCUGUUGUUCCAACAAACAAAUCAUUCCGAGUCCUCUGAGACAUGAAUGUCACCUAGUCCAACUGUCCAAAAGUACAGGCUAACUCAGCAGCUCCCCACAGUAAAUGUGAAAUAGCACUUUAAGUGAGAGAUGUAUGGUUAUGUGGAAUUUUCUCCCAUUUACUCUUAGGUUAUCAUGGAUUAUGCCUGAUGGUAAUUUGUUAUCCCAUAGUAACUGAAUUGUGCGUCAAAGCAUGAAGCAUGAACUGAUUCUCUGCUGAACUUUUCAGUCCUCAGUAUCAUAUGCUCAGUUUAUUAGGAAAAAGUACUGUGUUUCUUCAGAUUCAGCCAGGCUUGUGGUAGUGAUAGAAGUUCCUUUCAUCUUAGCAUUAAUAUAAAAUAUUCCUGAACAAACUGAGCUGAAGAUAUUUGUGCAGCUUUUUUGUCUUCAGAUGUUGUUGAGAUAGUUGCUGUGUAGCUCCAUGUCCAGCAAUGUGCGUGCACAUUUAUGGUCAAUUGGAAAUGAGUAUAUUUCCUGAAAAUAUCAAAACUGAAUCCAGCUCAUUUUCCCAUUAGAGAGAUUAUUUUUGUAAGAAAAUGAAAACUUCCAUCAGCUAAAAAACAAACAGAUAAGACACAAACAAAAAAAAAACCCUAUGAUUACAGGCACGAUCAGAUAACAGGUUUGUUGAGCAGGAUGACGGUGUUUCCACAAAACCGCUUCUCAGAAUAGAACACGGCAUUCUAUGAACCUGUCUGUUGAAGCUGUUGAGAGCUGUCAGUCUCUUCUUGAGCAGUGAAGCAUUGUAGAGAGCUACCACCAGAAAAUUAAGACAUAUAUUAAUUAAAAAUCAUUUUUUUAAUUUGUGUUAACAAAUAAAUUAGCUUGGAAUGCAAAAAUAUAGUAGCAUCUGAAUGAAUGAAAUUAUCAAGAAACUAUUAUGGUGUGUAUUGUCCACUCAUUCAGUUAUACUGGAACAUACUUCUUGAGAAGUACUAACAGAACAGUGAAGUAUUGGGUUCUCCAUGGAGACCAAAGUCAAGUGAAAAAGUCUAGAGCUGAAGCUUGGGAUUUUGGUCACUUGAGGUAUGAUAAAUUUGGGAAGUGACAUUCUCCAAUUUUAUGCUCUGGCUCCCCUCAUCAAAAAUCUCUCCCAGGUUUUUCAAAUUAGUUUUUUCAGUCAGCCCUCAAAGGUGAUGUCUUUGAAAAAGAAAGGAGGUUUUGGUUUUGUUCUCCAUCCUUUUAACAAUACCUCUUAGCUCAGGAUAGUUGGACUAAGACUUCUGGUGGUCGCUGGUGAAGUAUAUUUUCUAGCACAGCAGUUUUGAAAUACAAGGUCCGAGGAUGCUCCUUGUUUGUUUCAUUAUAGUUUGGAGUGUAGUUAUUUCCUCCUUUAAGGACAAUUUCAGGAUCUUACUUGGGUUUGUUUCUAGAACUAUGAAUUCUUAAAAUAUGAUAAAUAUUCAAUUUAAAUACGUGGAAGGUUCUCUGAACUCACUGUAACAUAGCUUUUCUCUCUUUUGGCUUGCAGCAAUGGGAGUUGUUUUUAAAGGCUUUUUACUAAACUGAGGCUUUAAAGGGCUAAAUAGGUCUCACGAUUAUUGUUCAGUUUGCCUAGGUGACUCUUGCAGAAAGAACUGUCAAUUUGCGGUGCAAAAUUGCUAAGGGCUAUAAUGCUUUCCAGGGCUAAUCUGAAGUUCUGGAGACAUAAAUAAGUUUUAAGAAGGAGCCACUCCAUUUUUCCUGUAACUCACAGACUCUAAAAAUCCCUUUUCAAAAUAGCUAGAUAGUGGAAGAGACUACUUGCCCAGCCCUUUAUUAUUGGCUGUGCUGAAAUCUAAUGGCUUCUGUGAACAGAACUGGCAAGAGAAAGACUGAGAAAUAUUCUGUUCCAGGAAAUAAUCACUGAAUAUUCCUUUGCAAUUUAGCUUUCCCUUCCUUUAGCAAGGUCUAUCAAGGCAUUCUACCAAAAAGGUUCUCUUUAGGGUUUUCAAUGUUAAUGGCCACCAUAAUGAGAAAAAAAAAUUAGAAAGUUAUUUUGCUACUUUGGAGGGUUGGAGGUUCUGUAACGUCUUUCUCUUUGCCUUAGAGCCCUGUGCCAACAUUCUGAUUAACACCUGGUAAGAUUGCCUGUUUGUCUGAUGAAGUAUAUGAGUUGAUGGAUCUUUAUACUUAGUUAUUGCUCCUUUCAAGAUUUUCCAAAACCUUCUGUGCAGCUUUACUCAAACUUAACUUAGCCUGUGUGCUUGCUAAGAGGAAGCAAGUGUCAAGGUAUUGUAAACCAUGUGUUGCCCACCUCUACUUGGAAUUGAACCAAGAUCACCAAACCAAGCAAGUAUCAGAUGGCAACUAUUUCCAGCUGCCGCUGUUCUGGGCGUGACCUGAGCCUAUGUAUGAAAAAAUACAUAGAUAUUCUUAUGUGCUGCAUAGGCCUGCCUACUCAAUUCAGCAGGUGAUUGGUUUUUGUUCUAUUUAUUUUUUUUUAAUCACUGGUCUCACAGUUGUGCACUAGGUCUUUAUGCUAAUGUCCAAGUCACCGUACUUGCAAAAUGUUAUUUCUUGGAUAGUGGAUUAGCAAUAACAUUUUCUUUUGUGCCAAUUCAUUAUCUCUGAAGUGUUCUUACUGCAGCAAAGUUUGAAUUUUGAUUUGGUUUUAAUGCUUUUGCAUUAGCUAAAAUUACUAGCACAAACAUGGACAACAAAUUGAAUACAGGGGAUUUGCCUGGAUAAAAACCUGCUACAGCUUCCCAAGUCAUUUGACGAUGGUUACAAUUAGCCAUCAUUUUUAGAAAAAGCAUACAAUUAAAAUGUGCGUGGGUAUUUUUUUAACCUCCUUUUCAUAACACUAGUGUAUUGUAAACUGCAUGAAAUAAAAAUGUUUUCUCCCUUUUAAAA